AUGGCUCCCUCAGCCCUUCACUCCCUCCCCUCGCCAACCAUAACCUUCAAGCCUAUCCUAGCAGCAUUCACACAGCCGCCAACAGCAACCCCAACAACGUUGCUCACGGCAGUCGCAAAGCUCAUACCCCGAACUGCCAUGAACGUGUCCGUUUACAUCACCCAGAACCCCUCGGCUUCCCCAGCACCGACCGACGCACCGAAGCUCAAAGAUCCAGUCUACGGUAACCUCACUUGGACUUUCAUCGCCGUCCCCUGCGUUCCCGUUAUCGUCCUCGUCUUCUUCAUCUUCACAUGCUACCAGGAACGCCGCCGCACCAUCAAGAACAUGCAGAGAAAUCCCGAUAUUGAGAUGCAGACCUUCCACAAGUACUGGUUCCCCUGGCGCGAGCUCGAUAAGAACGAGGUCCCUAAUGAGGUAAGUGAAACCACCAAGAACCUGUCCUCCUCCCAAAUCACAUCCCUUCCCGUUGGUGCCCGAGAUGGCCCUGUUGGCCCUGGAGAUGCUGCUGCUUCAGCUACAGCCAGCAGCAUACCCCCAGGCAUCAUUACCCUCGAAGACCACUCCCGUCGCAAAAACCGCCGAUGGGCACCGUGGCACCCAAGUGACGGAACCCAGAUCCCCCCCAUAACCCUCUACGAUAACCCCCCCUCCUGGGGCCGACGACACCUCUGGUCCGAAGUCAUGGCGUACCCAUCUCUCCUGACGCCUGGCCUCAUCCGACGUCGAACAAAGCCCCCCAAACCCGAUCCCGCCGACGAUACCUCCUCCUCAUCCUCCUACUCCUCCCCUCCGAGCCCGAACGCCUCUCCCCCGAGACUGUGUACCUCCCCGAGAACCGCUCCCCCUCGAACCCCCGGCGGUCUACCCAUUAUCACGGAAUCCGGUGAAGGCGAAAUCACCUCCGCCCCGAAACGCUCCCGAUUUGCAGAGGCCACAACUCAAAUCAUCGAAUCCCAUCAACCCGAACCCGAACUCGAACACGGCCCAGAACGAGAAACUAACCAACGCACCCAGAUCUACGGAAGAACAGGCCGCCGUCGCCACUGGGGCCACGAAGACGACCACCCCCGCGAGAACCAGAGCUCCAGCUCCAGCUCAGGCCAUAGUUCCCGCGAAAACCAGACAGACACAUCAGACGAAGCAGACGAGAACGAAGAAGGCAACAACUCGGACGCAGACUCCAUCACAACACAGAAGCCCAUCCGCCCGCCCACCGAUAUGCCCUCCUUCGGCCGCUUCAAAGACGUCUCUUCCUCUACCGCCACUGCUCAGAAGAGCAGCACCACUGCCACCGCAAGCAGCAGCGGCACAGGCACAGGCACAGGUACCUGGGGGGCAGGUCACAUCCCCUCCUACUACGGCGCCUCUCCCUCCCCGGCGGAAACACACAUCCAGCAGCCACGCGGACAACCUCCUCCAUCCGCGAACGCGUCUAUCUCGGCAACUCCAACCCAAACCGCAGCAGCAGCCGCCGCCGGCGCGGCAGCCCUCUCCCGCCGAGCCCACGCCUCAACAUCGCGAUCCCCCGCCGCAAACUCAGACGGCGUCUCCCCGCUCUCCAGCGCGCGCUCCUCCACCGUCACCGUCACAGCCGGCGACGCCCGCCGCCGAACAGCAAACACCGUCUCCAGCAUCGGAUCCGAGCCGGGCUCUCCAACGCGCAUGGGCAGCGCUCAAUGGCGUGGCCACCUCGUGUUCGAUUCUGACGAGGAAGAGCAGGGCGAGGGCAGCAAAUCCGUCCGCGAGGGUGGUUCUGACAACAAGAUGGGAAAGCACAGCAAGAAUGUCAAGCCCUAG
Molecule: messenger RNA, 1800 nt
Organism: Colletotrichum godetiae
Lineage: Eukaryota; Fungi; Ascomycota; Sordariomycetes; Glomerellales; Glomerellaceae
Exons: 1
Coding region: 1-1800 (599 amino acids)
Source: RefSeq, a predicted model, not a curated record